Messenger RNA from Erigeron canadensis, 2164 nucleotides. RefSeq names its product pumilio homolog 12. Gene Ontology annotation, molecular function: mRNA binding. The record is from RefSeq and is a predicted model, not a curated record. The coding region runs from base 22 to 1686 and encodes 554 amino acids. Gene Ontology annotation, biological process: post-transcriptional regulation of gene expression. The transcript is spliced from 6 exons. NCBI's taxonomy places the organism in Eukaryota, Viridiplantae, Streptophyta, Magnoliopsida, Asterales, Asteraceae. Gene Ontology annotation, cellular component: cytoplasm.
AGUAUUAACUUACCUUGUAAAAUGCCGGAACGCGUUCAUGAAGAGUUUGACGAAUUCGAUAAGCUUCUUGGCGAGAUACCUCGAGCUACUGUGACCCCAAACACUGAAGAAUUUGGUUUCUUUAAUCCUUCCAAGAACCAGAAAAAUCUCUAUACAGCUCUUGAUAAUGGUACAUUUCAUAAUACAUUAAGUGAUGAAAAAUAUGGUCCAAGAAGGGUUCAAUACAAUCUUUUGGAUGAUCAAUCAUUCGCGUCUGUGUUUCAAGAUUUUAGCAUCAAAGAUAGGCCGAUCAUCCUAUCACCAACGCCGCCUUUGGUUGAUUCUUCAACAGCCUUUAAUGGGACUGAAUAUAACGGUCAACAAUUUGUAGCGAUCCCUAUGAUGCCGAAUCAACAGCAGCUGUUUUUCCAUCCUUCACAACAGAAGCCCGAGUCUCAUGUUACUUGGAGAAAUCUUGAAAGAGAACUUAAUUAUCAUCCAUUUCAUAUGAACCAAUUCUGUAAGAAUGCACCCAAUGAAAGUCAGCAAGCUGUACCACCUUCGGUAACUAGAUUCAUAAGCCAUGCUAAUGGUAUGAAUGGGUCAAACCAAAAGGUUUCUGACAAGAUACUCACAUGGUCACGUGGAGUAAGCCGAGACCCUCUUGGAUCUCUAAAGUUUGGUAGCUUUGAACGAAAAGAGACUGUUUCAAGUGUCGUGAAGCAACCGUUACCAAAGUCUGAUGAUCUAGGGGACAGAAUAUAUAGCAUGGCUAAAGAUCAACAAGGAUGCCGUUCAUUGCAAAAGAAGUUUUCUGAAGGGACCCGGGAAGAUUUGGAGAACAUUUUCCGAGAGGUUAUUGUGCAUAUUAUCGAGCUAAUGACAGAUCCGUUUGGAAAUUAUCUUGUUCAGAAGCUGCUGGAAGUGUGUGACAAGCAUCAACAGAUGCAGAUUCUUCGUGUAAUUACCAGAAAGCCUGGGGAUCUUGUUAGGAUAUCGUGUGAUAUGCACGGGACUCGUGCUGUUCAGAAGGUCGUUGAAACUCUUAAGACUCGUGAGCAAUGUUCGAUGGUUGUUUCUGCUCUGAAGCCUGGAAUCAUUGGCUUGAUGAAGAACAUGAAUGGCAAUCAUGUUGCACAACGGUUCUUGCAGUACCUAAAACCUGAAUUCAAUGAGUUUCUUUUCGAAGCUGCAACUAUGAAAUGCAUAGAACUGGCAACAGACCGGCACGGGUGUUGUGUCCUUCAGAAAUGCCUGAGUCAUUCUGACGGUGAACCAAGACAGCGUCUGGUUCGUGAAAUCACUUCAAAUGCUCUUAUUCUUUCACAAGAUCCAUAUGGGAACUAUGUUGUACAAUAUGUAUUUGAGCUUCAAGUUCCAUGGGCGACAUCAGCCAUUCUUGAUCAACUGGAGGGUAACUAUGGUGACUUAGCAAUGCAGAAAUACAGCAGUAACGUUGUUGAAAAGUGCCUAAAAUAUGCAAGAGAAGAACGCCGUGUUUGUGUUGUCAAUGAGCUGAUGAAUAAUCCUCGUUUAGAUCAAAUCAUGCAGGAUCCUUAUGGAAACUAUGUUAUCCAGGCUGCACUACGUUCUUCAAAGGGAGCUCUACGUGAAGCAUUAGUCGAGGCAAUAAAACCCCAUGUACCUGCACUACGCACUAGCCCGUAUGGUAAAAAGGUUUUGUCAAGUAACGGCCUCAAAAAAUAAGUUAACUUGGUUCAAGAUACUGUUUGUAGUCACUGUAAGGCAGUCGUCUGUUUAUGGAGGAGUUCUUAUAGCUUGUUUGCAUUUGAGAUAGAAAUAAAGAAUUUUCUAAAGAUACUAUAGGCCAUUAGUGCCUUAGUGGCUGGGAUGACUUGUAGAUGUUGUGAUUGUGCAGAAGACUAGGUCAGGGGUAAGCUGCUCCUUGUGCCAAACUACGGCAUGGGUGAGUUAUUGAUACCAGAAAGGUUUGGCCAUCCAUUCUGUGGUUUGUGGUUCAGCUAUAAGUAGUUUUCAAGGUUCUUUUAUUUGUGCAGCUGUGAUAAAUCGGCUUUCGAUUAGUGUAUGCAGGGUAGGCAUACGUUAGCCGAGGUGCUCGUUUGAGCCUGUAUUUGGGGUUUCUUUUGUUUGUCAUUGAUUUUUGUAGAACUAAAACGUUUAGAGGGGUAACUUAUUUUUUGAAUAAUAUAUUCAAUUUCGAUUU